Molecule: messenger RNA, 939 nt
Organism: Oikopleura dioica
Lineage: Eukaryota; Metazoa; Chordata; Appendicularia; Copelata; Oikopleuridae
Source: the annotation of a GenBank genome assembly
AUGGAGGACGGGUCGACGAUAUCAAAGGCGAAAGAUCUGGACGGAUGGAUUGAGAAACUUUACGAAUGUAAGCAGCUCGACGAAUCCCAAGUCAAAGAACUAUGCGACAAGGCAAAGGAAAUCCUCACCCAUGAAGGGAACGUCCAGGAAGUUCGAUGCCCAGUGACUGUCUGUGGCGAUGUUCACGGUCAAUUCCACGAUCUCAUGGAAUUAUUCCGAAUCGGUGGCAAAGCUCCCGACACCAACUACCUCUUCAUGGGCGAUUACGUCGAUCGUGGCUACUACUCCGUCGAGACCGUCACCCUCCUCGUCGCGCUCAAAGUUCGAUAUCCCCAUCGAGUCACCAUCCUCCGAGGCAACCACGAAUCCAGGCAGAUUACACAAGUAUACGGCUUCUAUGACGAAUGCCUCCGAAAAUAUGGUAACGCCAAUGUCUGGCGCUACUACACCGAUUUGUUCGACUUCUUGCCAUUGACGGCGAUCGUCGAUAAUCAGAUUUUCGCUCUCCACGGCGGUCUAUCGCCUUCGAUUGAUACCUUGGAUCACAUCCGCGCUCUUGACAGACUUCAGGAGGUACCACACGAGGGACCAAUGUGCGACCUUCUCUGGUCCGAUCCAGAUGAUCGUGGCGGAUGGGGAAUCUCGCCUCGUGGCGCUGGAUACACUUUUGGACAGGACAUAUCUGAGACCUUCAAUCACACAAACGGGCUGACCCUCAUAUCGCGCGCUCACCAGCUGGUGAUGGAGGGAUACAACUGGUGCCACGAACGAAACGUCGUCACCAUCUUCUCGGCGCCAAAUUAUUGUUACAGAUGCGGAAAUCAGGCGGCGAUUAUGGAGCUGGACGACAACCUUCGCUAUUCAUUCUUGCAGUUUGAUCCAGCCCCGCGCCGUGGCGAGCCGCACGUGACGCGCAGAACACCAGACUAUUUCCUGUAA